CGACCAGCGCCCCGUCACCCGGCGAUCCGCCAUCGUCGAAACCCUCGCUUCUGCCGCCGCCCGCCUCGACGCGAAAGGGCGUCGCAACGCCUGAAGCCCUGGAUUGACUCCCCAAACACCGUCACCAUGGCCAUCGCCAUGGGCUGGCACAAGCCCGACAAUGUCGCUGGCUCGUCGGCGCCAGCCAUCAUGGUCGGCCUCUUCGUCGCCUCCGGUGGUUUGCUCUUUGGUUACGAUACUGGGGCAAUCAACGGUAUUCUCGCCAUGGAGGAGUUCAAGCAGAGGUUUGGAACGUGUAACAACAAGACCGAAAACGACGACAUUUGCGCCAAAGACUCGGCCCUCAUCGUCGCCAUCCUCAGCGUUGGCACCGCUGUUGGAGCCCUCCUCGCCGCUCCCGCUGGCGAUUCCCUCGGUCGCCGAAGAACCCUCCUCCUGUCCGUCUUCAUCUUCUGCGUCGGAGCCAUUCUGCAAGUCUCUGCCGAGAGGCUAAACGCCCUGUUAGUGGGAAGAUGUCUGGCUGGUGUCGGCGUUGGCGCCGUCUCAGUCCUUGUUCCAUUAUAUCAGUCUGAAAUGGCUCCCAAAUGGAUACGUGGUACCCUAGUAUGCGCCUACCAACUCUCCAUCACCAUCGGCCUCCUCUCCGCCUCCAUCAUCAACAUCAUCACCUCCAGAAUCCCAUCAGCAGCCUCCUACCGAAUUCCCCUUGGCCUUCAGAUCCUCCCUGCCGCCAUUCUGACCGGUGGUCUCCUGCUCCUCCCCGAAACCCCGCGAUUCUUGGUCAAGCAAGGCAAGAAGGAAGCCGCCGGCCUUUCGCUAAGUCGCCUCCGACGCCUCGACAUCACCCAUCCGGCCCUCAUCGACGAACUUCAGGAGAUUGUUGCCAAUCACCAAUACGAACUGACCUUGGGUCCGGACACCUACAAGGAGAUCUUUGUAGGCUCGCCUCACCUUGGACGCCGAACCUUUACCGGCUGCGGCAUUCAAAUGCUCCAGCAACUCACCGGCAUCAACUUCAUCAUGUACUAUAGCACCACGUUCUUUGGUGGCUCGGGCGUCGACAGCCCCUAUACCAAGUCGCUCAUUAUCCAAGUCAUCAACGUCGUGUCAACUUUCGUCGGCGUCUUCGUUAUUGAGUCUUGGGGUCGCCGCAAGCUGUUGAUAGUGGGUGCCAUCGGUAUGGCAUGCUGUCAGUUGAUCAUGGCAUCGUUUGCUGCCGCUGCUGGAGAAGGCCUCAAGCAGGCCUCUAUCACCAUCCUGAUUGUCUUUUGUUCUCUCAACAUCUUCUUCUUCGCCGCCUCCUGGGGCCCCGUUGCGUGGGUCGUGACGUCGGAGAUCUAUCCCCUCAAGGUUCGCGCAAAGUCCAUGUCGAUUUCGACAUUCUCCAACUGGGUUCUCAACUUUGGCAUCGGCUACAGUACGCCCUUCAUGGUGGGCAGCGGGCCCGGCACGGCUGGCUUCGGCACCAAGAUCUUCUUCAUCUGGGGAGCUUUUUGCAUCGUCGCCGUCUUCUUCGUCUGGGCUAUGGUCUAUGAAACCAGCAAAAUCAGCUUGGAGCAGAUCGACGAGAUGUACGAGCGAGUGGACCAUGCCUGGAAUAGCAGAAACUUCGAGCCCAGCUGGAGCUUCCAGCAGAUUCUCGACGAGGGCUGGUCACCUAGCGCCCAACCUCCGCCGGAUCACGAGCUACAAACGACAUCCACGCAAUCAAGCGCCGACACCACCCUGGGCGAUUCAAAUUCCAUUACGACAGCUUCAGAUGGAAAUAAAGACUCUGUCCCGACGAUGGCGCACGUUGACUUCAGUUACUGAAAAGACAAAAGAACAAAAACAAGCGACAACCUCUCUUCUCCUAUUCUACAAGGAGCUGCGUCCCCUUGCCCUCGUCACUCGGGCGCUUCUCCCUUCUUUCUAACGCCGUUCUUCCCUACAUGUAUAGAGGGAUCCGGCUGCGUGAACAUGCGGAAAUAUAUCAGCGAUGGAGUUUUUGACGAAACGGAGUUUAGUGGCGUCUGGGUUCUUUUUUUCUUCUAUUAUUAUCGCCACUUCAUUAUCCCCCUUUGUCAACGGUUACUGGGAUCUCCAAGGGUACAUGACUGCGGGCUGCAUCAAACAAUAUCUUUUUAGUUACAAGGGGAGGAACGGAAACAUGGAUAUUCAAAGGGCAAUGGUUUCGGGAAAGGCACCAACGGGUCACUUUUAUCAUGGGCUCUUUUCUAUAUCUUCUUGGGGAGAUGUGUGGAUAUCUUGGGAGUUGUGGUCGCCGGGAGGUGGGGGGGAAGCGUCUCCCACUCCAUGGACAGCGUCAUCAUGGCCAAACUGUGAUUUAUGAAUUGUGGUCUUUUUCGUGAUAUCACUUGGUAUUUGGUUUUCUUGCUAUUUUGCUUAUUCUGCUUUUCUUUUGGCCUCUCUUGUUGAGCUGAUCGUGGGUCGUCGGGGGCUGAAUGGCGGAUUUGGAU
Molecule: messenger RNA, 2459 nt
Organism: Trichoderma reesei QM6a
Lineage: Eukaryota; Fungi; Ascomycota; Sordariomycetes; Hypocreales; Hypocreaceae
Product: galactose permease
Exons: 5
Coding region: 127-1812 (561 amino acids)
Biological process (GO): carbohydrate transport; transmembrane transport
Cellular component (GO): membrane
Molecular function (GO): carbohydrate:proton symporter activity
Source: RefSeq, a predicted model, not a curated record